Molecule: messenger RNA, 1959 nt
Organism: Exophiala mesophila
Lineage: Eukaryota; Fungi; Ascomycota; Eurotiomycetes; Chaetothyriales; Herpotrichiellaceae
Exons: 5
Coding region: 424-1890 (488 amino acids)
Cellular component (GO): lipid droplet
Source: RefSeq, a predicted model, not a curated record
CAGGCAUGUAAACUUGCCUAAUCUCGCAUUCUUACGCCUUGAUAUAAAAUGUCUCCUCCUAGAUGACAUGGGCAUCAACAUAUUCCAGAAAUGGUGAAUCAAGCUCUCAGAAUCGACACUAGCAAUGAGUCUCCUCCACCGCGGAUUGCGGCAGCUUUCCUGGUCAACUUCGACCACCGCAAGGGGUACACCCUGACCUGGCACAGAUCGAUCGAUGGCGGUCAGUCAACAACCUGACGCACGCUUACCCUCCUUACUCACGCUUCCGGCGCAGUUCAAGUCGAAGGGGUGGUGGAGUUCAAGUCUCUCCCCUCGGGCCUCCACAAUGUCAAAGAAGACUUAGUAUACUUUGUCCAUCAAGGCUAUGUCGGUCUGAGUGCUUUCCUCAACCAACCUGAUAAACAAUCUGAACGCAAAGCACGCAUGCUAGCCGUUGGCGUGUUGGUACCUCUCGACCACGGACGGAUAGGACGAAUAUGGCUCCAUGGUCAAGGUCUGAAGGAUAUUGCAAGGUCGCAGAUCCAGGACGUUCAGAAUACAUCCAAGCUGGAAGAUUUCUGGAACCAGAACAAACUUGAGCCAGGCCAGGAUACUGCCAACACACCUGCCGAAUCGUCGGACCAACUCUCAAAGUCCAGAGGCUAUCAAAAAUCGCAGUCAAUGAGCUCGGGGACACAUUUCAUCUCUUCCCAUCAUACUCUCACUCCCUAUCAUCCUGCAACGACCCUUUUAGAGUCACUGAAACUCUUUGGGCCGCUUAUCUUCCCUGUCUUUAGAGCUUCACUGCUUCGCCAAAAGAUCUUGAUCGUGACUGACGCCCCGGUCGAGUUUACUUGUAACCUAGUGUACAACCUCUCCAUCUUAUCAUCCAUCUCGCCACAGACGUCAUCGGCAAGUGGGAUUCCCGACGCUUUUCACUCGAAACUUCGGCCUCUGUAUACCAUUGGUGUUUCCGACAUCACGAGUCUGCAGGAGGACGCUAGAGACCGGAAUGAUGCCGCGACUACGGAGCAAGGUUGGGUUGCAUGUACCACUGACGAUGUCUUGAGCACCAAGCCAGAGCUCUACGACUUACUCGUCUUGAUGCCGCCAUCCCAAUCACAACAAAGCCAUGCAAGAGCGUUCCCCAAGAUUGUCAGAUCAUCACCCUCACUCGACAAGAACUUCCCUCGGAAUGGGCUCAAAGCUACACAGCGAGAUCUCCACCGCUAUCUUCACCUACAACAAGGUUUGGGUCAGUUUGAACCCAGCCACGUGACAAAUCUGAGCAAACCGUCAUCUGACGACGACAAUACAUCUAUCUUGUCGGUCUCAUCGACCUACUCGACCCAUCGAACAGUAGUAGAAUCUACGUCAUGGUCACGAGUGGCAUACACUUCGCUCGUAUGGUGGGCCUCGGCUGGAGAUCGACGAAGUGGAUUGGCCGAAUUGGAAGAGAUGGAAGCUGAGCAUGACCUCUCCCUCCUGCAAGACGAGGGGGGAAAUGAGGAUGAAACCAGAGAAGUUGCUUUGGUGGCCUACUUCCAUCGGAUGACGAGACUAAUAUUCCAGACCAUAGCCGAAGCCAUCGCCCGUGCAGAUGGGCUCGACGGAAAUGAGGAUAGUUAUCAUGACGAGGACGAUCCCAGCGAGGAUGGAAGCGUCGGGGAUGAUACCACCUCCACCGAUCAAGAGUUCAGCGGUGAGCAAGAUGAGACUCAAGCUCUCCUACAGAAGGAAGAGGAACAACCGGUGGUAGAAAUUUCUCAAGAAGACAUGGUGAUGAUGGGUCUUGAUACUUGGAGCGCCUCAGACAAACAGUUUAUCGAGGAGUUAACAAUGCUUUGGUGGGGUCGUCAAGCGCAUGUUCGAGCUGCGACUGUUGAGUGCUGUGGGUUGAGAAUCCUGUAGAUUACCUGUCAUAUGGGCUGCCUGUUCGUCGGCCUGUGUCGAUACAAGGAAGAAAUGAAACCACGAUUG